UUUAUAAUCGAAAUUUUAACAACACUUAAUUAUAUGUUGGCGAAAUUAGAACUUUAUGAAUUUUUAGUUAACAUUUUAAAUAUAGAAGAAGAAGUUUCUUUAGAUUUUAUCAAAGCUGAAUUAGUAAAAAUAUCAUAUUUGUGUCGUAGAACUUUUACAUGUGAACAUAUUUUGCUAAGAGCAAUUGAAGAACUUCCCCAUAUUUUUUGUGUAUCUAAAGCUUCAUCUAACAGCACAGAAAAAUGUGUUGUUCAUGCAAAUGGUCAAAUACAAGAGCUCUGGGAUGCUUUUGGUACAGAUUCUUUGUUAAAGAUGUUGUUAGAAACAUAUCUGCAGUUAUCAGCUGAAAUCCAGCUAUAUAUUUAUUUAUUAAAUUCGCAGCACGUUUACAAAAAUUUAAUAGAACUACAUAAAAUUGUCCAGAAUAUUUCAGAAUCAUGUGCAAGAUAUUUUUUUAAAGUGGAUUGCUUGGAAACAUUUUUAUCAUUUUACUUCAAUUUUAAUUUGUUUGAUGAAAAAGAAGAUCUAUUGGAGAAAAUAAAAGAUCAUUUGAAAUUAUUUGCAUCUUAUGAACCUCUCAUUCUCUAUCUGAAUGAGUAUUUUCAAGAACAAUACGAAAUUUACCAAGUAGUGGUACAUGUAAAAAAUCAUCUUAAAAUUCAGCAUCAAAUUUCAUUAAAAUCUAAUUAUUACAAACAUUCAACUUUCUUCGUAAAAAAAAGUCUUUCAUUAUUUUAUGGGAUCUUUCUCAUACAAGAAGAAAACAUCACACUGUUAGGAAAUGAAUGGGAAGAUAAACAUCUCUGUAAAUUUAAAAAUGUACAAUCAGAAAAUAUUGUAACUCAUUGUAAAUCAUAUACAGAAAUUUCAAUGGAAAUUAAUAUUUAUUGCUACUUAAUUUUUCAUGCUACAAAUGGAAUAAAAAUUGAUAUGAUUAAGCCUGAAUUACAAAGGAAAGGAUUUUUAAGUUAUUUGAAAACAAAAACUAUCAUUGGCAUUAUUAAAAAAUUUUACAAAGUAUUUCAAAUUAAAGAUAAUUCUGUUGUAUUAGUUAAAACUGAAUUUAUCAAUUUAUCAAGAAAAUAUUCCACCAACGUUACAGAAAUUGAAACAUCUAGUGAAUGUCUAGAAGAAAAGAGAAAUACCAAAGAAAAUGAGAAAGAAUACCAAAAUGAUGGUGAGGAUUUAGAAACAUUGGGAAAAUUAAAUUGCAACAGUGAUUUUAAAAGGUGUCAAAAUCACAGACUGGCUACUGUUUUUAUCAACAGUGGAAGAAUGUGUGCUGUGACUGAAACUGUUGGAUAUGUCCAAGUAGAUGAUGAUAUCAUGCAAAUUAUAGUGGAUGUUGUAUACAUGAAUCAAAAACAAGUGAAAAAUUUACAUGCUGUGCAUACUAAAAACAUAAAUUUUAUUGCAAUAAAAAGUGAAGAGGAAUUAAUAGAUUAUUGGAAAAUAUCACUUGCAUGGAUUGGUAUUAAACCUGAAAAUAUUCCAUGUGCAAUAACAUUUGAUUCUGUGUGGGAGACUGUCAAACUUUUAUAUGAAAAAAGAUGGAAUGAAUUUAGAUGUCUUGUUCUUCCAAAUUCCAAAAACUUUUUAAGAAAUGAGUAAAAUUUAAAGGAUUGUGAAUAAUGUAAACUGAAAAGUUAUUUUCCAAUUUACUCUUUGAUUGUUGAAUUACUGUAUAUUUUAUUAACAUGUAAUUAGAAAAACUUGUUUUGUUAAUUUAUUACUGUUUAAUGUUUUCAAUAUAUUAAUUCAUUUUAUUUGUUUUUAAAAAUGUAUAAAACUCAUUUAAUACAGAAAAUAAUGUAUUAUGAAAAGUGUGCCAAAUGUAUAUACAGUACUUAAUUGAUAUCGAUAACUGUGAUAUAUUUUUAAAUCCCUGCUUCAGAGCUUUCAGUUUUCUAAAAACAAACUUAUGUGAACAGAUGAUACCAUAAUAUUUUUUUUAAUUUUAAAAACAAACUUAUGUGAACAGAUGAUACCGUAAUAUUUUUUUUAAUUUUAAAAACAAACUUAUGUGAACAGAUG
Messenger RNA from Centruroides sculpturatus (bark scorpion), 2034 nucleotides. RefSeq lists its product as uncharacterized. NCBI's taxonomy places the organism in Eukaryota, Metazoa, Arthropoda, Arachnida, Scorpiones, Buthidae. The transcript is spliced from 5 exons. The coding region runs from base 34 to 1611 and encodes 525 amino acids. The record is from RefSeq and is a predicted model, not a curated record.